Molecule: messenger RNA, 432 nt
Organism: Linum tenue
Lineage: Eukaryota; Viridiplantae; Streptophyta; Magnoliopsida; Malpighiales; Linaceae
Source: the annotation of a GenBank genome assembly
AUGCAUAUGCAGAGCUGUUGCAUGGUGAUGAGACUCAACCUAGACUGCAACGCUUGUUGCAGGAAGACAAGGAGAAUCAUCCUCCAAAUGAAAGGGGUGGAGACGCAUAUGAUAGACAAGCAGCAGUGCACGGUGACGGUCUGCGGGAGAUUCAGGGCGUCGGAUGUGGCGAUUAAGCUGAGGAAGAAGAUGAAGCGCAGGGUUGAAAUCCUUCAUAUCGAAGAGGAGGACGACUACGGCGGCGACGGCCAGCAGCACGAUCAUCCACCACCUGAUCAUCAUCAAGACAUUAAUAUGAGUCAUCAUCCCCUUCAUCACCCAGCCUUCAUUGCUACCGCUAAUGGCGACUGAUCCAUAGUGAAAACCUGUCACCUGCACAUAGAAGUAUGUAGACAGUCACAGACAAAACACAUGUCUUGUACAUAAAUAGAC